This is a messenger RNA of Drosophila navojoa, 2023 nucleotides long. RefSeq names its product Transport and Golgi organization 5 (gene Tango5). The record is from RefSeq and is a predicted model, not a curated record. NCBI's taxonomy places the organism in Eukaryota, Metazoa, Arthropoda, Insecta, Diptera, Drosophilidae.
AUGCAAGCACACACAAAGCCAAACAAUGGGGGCAACGGCAGCAAAACUCAGCAAAGCAAAAAGGAUAAGCAGCAGAAGGAGAAAGAGCGCUUGGAACGCUCUCAGCUCGUCCUCUGGCGUCGCCCACUGCAGACGUCCAAAUAUUGUGCACUUGAACUGAUUGAACUGCUGUGCUCUUGGGGCAGCAGUUUGCUGCGACAACGUGGACUGCUGGCUGUUUUAAUAGUAUUAGGGCUUGUAUUUAGCGUAAUUUAUAAAAUCGAUGGCCCGCAUCAGCAGAUCAUUGAGCUGGUGCAUCGCAACACCUGGUUCUUUGUAUACUGGGUCGGACUGGGCGUUCUCUCGUCUGUGGGCCUGGGCACCGGCCUGCACACUUUUCUACUCUAUUUGGGCCCCCACAUAGCCAGUGUCACAUUGGCUGGCUACGAAUGUAACUCACUCGAAUUCCCGCAGCCACCAUAUCCGGACGACAUCGUUUGUCCGGAGGAGCCAUAUUUAAAGAAGAUGCCCAAUAUUUGGAGCAUCAUGUCCAAGGUGCGUCUGGAGGCGUUCCUUUGGGGCGCCGGGACAGCAUUGGGUGAGCUGCCGCCCUACUUUAUGGCCAAGGCAGCACGCUUGUCCGGCUAUGAUCCGGACGAUGCUGAGGAGCUGGCCGAAUUCGAGGCGUUAAAUGCGAAACGGAAUCAGAAGAACCUCAGUCUCAUGGACAGGGGCAAACUGUUCAUGGAGCGCGUCGUCGAGCGCGUUGGUUUCUUUGGUAUAUUGGCCUGUGCAAGCAUUCCCAAUCCGCUGUUCGAUUUGGCUGGGAUCACGUGCGGCCACUUUCUGGUGCCAUUCUGGACGUUCUUCGGGGCCACGCUGAUUGGCAAGGCCAUCAUCAAGAUGCAUAUACAGAAGAUAUUUGUGAUUAUUGCUUUUAAUGAGACGCUCAUCGAACGCGCUGUCGAUCUGAUUGCCACGGUGCCGAUAUUUGGGCGCAAGCUGCAACAGCCCUUCAAGGCGUUCCUCGAGAAUCAGAAGCAGCGCUUGCACAGGCAGCAACGUAGCCGCAAUAACACAGCCGGCGGCAGCGUCGGCAAUAGCGCUGAUUCCGCGAAUCUCUUGUCCAAAGUGUUUGAGACCUUUGUCAUUGGCAUGGUGUGCUAUUUUGUCGUCUCCAUUGUCAACUCACUCGCCCAGAGCUAUCACAAGCGGCUGCACAAGAAGUCGCGCCACCUGCCGCCAGCUGUGGCUGCUACCACAGUCAUCGGCAGCGGCAGCCAGAAGAAGCAUGCCAAACAGAGGGCACUGCGCGAUUAGGCGUGACUGCGAACAGUCAGUCCCCAUCUUACUAAUUUGAAGGCUCCUUUGCCACCUAUGCAAAAUUCUUCGUUAAUAAUUUGUACCUCUGCUCUGUGACCUACGGUCGAGUGGAUAUUAUUAUUGUUUUUUUUUUUUUUUAUCAGUUUUUUUUUCUUAGUCAAAUUCCAAGGGAACUUUCUGAACUCCAUUUUGUGUAAAAACUUAGGCAUGCUGUCUCUCAAGUUAGAGCAUUGAGAAUUUACCAAGUGGAAUUCCGAGAGUGAAACCGUAAACCAAACUAAAUUAUAAUGUGUACAAGUAUAUUUUGUAUAAAGGCGUGAAAGAGACGGCAAUAGUAUGGAAACGCCCUAGUUGAUACCCUAGACUAGACUAGUUCAAGAAGCAAAACAAAAGAAAAAUAAAAGCGAAAGAGAAUCCUUCAAAUGCGAGAGUAAUUAGAAAGAAGUAAGAGAGAGAGAGAGAGAAAGAGAGAGAGAUGUAAAACAAAGAAAAGCAAAGCAUAGAAAAGCAAACCCAAGCUAGUAACUAAACAACUGAACACAACGCAACAAAUUUAAGUGCAUGUAUUUCAAUAGUAUAAAAUAUUUCAGCCCAUUUGUAUGCCCUUGUUUAGAUAUAUUUUUUCACAAUUCGUGCGUUGCAAUAACAAAAUGCUAAUUGUUGUGUAGAAUUUUAGCUUCAAGAUAAACAUAAAGACAUUUCGGAACAAAAUAGAAAAAAA